This is a messenger RNA of Tripterygium wilfordii, 772 nucleotides long. Its product is annotated as peptidyl-prolyl cis-trans isomerase FKBP18, chloroplastic. The record is from RefSeq and is a predicted model, not a curated record. The coding region runs from base 58 to 753 and encodes 231 amino acids. The transcript is spliced from 6 exons. Gene Ontology annotation, cellular component: chloroplast thylakoid lumen. Lineage: Eukaryota; Viridiplantae; Streptophyta; Magnoliopsida; Celastrales; Celastraceae. Gene Ontology annotation, molecular function: peptidyl-prolyl cis-trans isomerase activity.
GACGGUUGUGGAUAGAGAUGUGUCUUUUGUGACCUUAAACAAGCUUGCUGGAGUCCAAUGGCCAUGGCUUCUGUAAGGAGCUUAAACAGACUAACCGUUGAUGAUCACCUGCAUCAUCAUCUUCGAGUCUGUGCGAAACCCAUCAAUGAUCAAGGGAUUCACCAACCAAAGGUAGUUGCUUUCUCAACACCCAUUUCGAGAAGAUGUGGGAUUUUGAUCCUUUCACUGCCUUUUAGCCUCAUUUUACUACCCCAGUUAUCAGAGGCCAGAGAGAGACGCAACAAGAAGAGUAUUCCUCUUGAAGACUAUCUCACCAGCCCAGCUGAUGGAUUGAGAUACUACGAUAUAGUUGAGGGAAAGGGCCCAGUAGCUGAAAAAGGAUCAAGAGUUCAGGUGCACUUUGACUGCUUAUAUCGGAACAUUACUGCUGUGUCUAGUCGAGAAUCUAAACUUUUAGCUGGAAAUCGUAUCAUUGCACAGCCAUAUGAAUUCAAGGUUGGAGAUCGUCCAGGCAAAGAACGUAAGCGUGAAUUUGUGGACAAUCCAAAUGGUUUGUUUUCUGCUCAGGCUGCACCGAAACCCCCACCAGCUCUGUACUCAAUUACAGAAGGAAUGAAAGUAGGGGGAAAGAGAACAGUGAUUGUUCCUCCAGAGGCAGGCUAUGGCCAGAAGGGAAUGAAUGAGAUCCCGCCAGGGAGUAUGUUUGAGCUGAACAUUGAGCUCUUGCAAAUUAUGCCACCUGAAGGAAAGUAACUCCAAUACAGUUCUCGUG